Amoebophrya sp. A120 is the source of this 608-nucleotide messenger RNA. Lineage: Eukaryota; Dinophyceae; Syndiniales; Amoebophryaceae. The record is from the annotation of a GenBank genome assembly.
AGACGCUGUUCCGGCACGAGAUGAGCUAUGUCCCGCCACCGUCGAAUAGUGGUGCUUCUUCCUCAGCAGGUCUACUUUCGACAACAAUUGCGGACAUCAGCGCUAGCCGUUUGCAGUCAGUCAUGAGCUCCACAACGGGCUUCGAUAUCAUCAACCAAACCGAAGUAAUUAAGCCGGGCGUCCAUGCGGUGUCCUCCUCUGUCGCGGACUACAGGUUUAUCGCGAAUUCUUCCCUGAGCUACGAUUUAGUGGAAAAUUACAACUCGCCAGACAACCAACUACAGGCGGGAGUAGUGCAGCAGUCUAGUACUUCUUCGAACAACUUUCUCGUCGCGUUUAUGAAGGAGGAAGUGAUGCCAAUUAUCCCGGAAACGGCGCUCAUCAAGAACGAUUUUCCGGAAGUUGUCGAGCAGGAAACAAUAUGAAAUGCAAAAGUAUCGUAAGUAGUACUCGUAUAAAUGCAUUACAAAUGUCCUCAGCAUGAGAAAUAAAAUUUGUAAUGCUGAUUGACCUAUAAGAAAAAGAUUUGUAAUGCAUGAUUGCAAUACGACUGCGAUGCUUUUGCACAGGAUAAACAAGCCACCAAGCCACAGGCUUGUUCUGGGAGU